GCUUGAUGCUGUUGCAGAAUUGCUUGCUUGUAAGGCGCCACUGGUCGUUGCUGCUGUUGCCGAAGUUGUCACUGCUCCCGAAGUCGUCGCGGGUCCGGUGGAACUUGCGACGGAUGCUGCUGAUGUCGAUAUCAAGAUCUUUGUCGCUAUUGAGGGAACGAUAGUGAUGAAGUGAGCUUCGCUCGAUGACUCGCAAGUUGUUGUGUUCAACGCUCCACACCAAAAGCUCUGUGGUCCGUAGGCUGAACCGCUAUUCGAAAAUGGGCAGGGAUAUACUAAGUCACUGGAAUCAGAAUUCUUUUGUUCAUCUCCAGGCCGAUUGGAAUGCAACGGCGUCUGAAAGGGGUUUGAGAGCGAACAAGACUUACGAUUUAUCCACUCGUCACCAACUACGCAAUUUCAAAGUCAGUGCUAUGAUACCGACGAGGGAAGCGGGUUACUCUUACUAUCAUCGCAAUAUGUCGGACAGUCACCACCCCAAGUAUUUAUACAAGCUCCUCGAUAGACCAGGCCAAGACUACCAUAGCAUAGUCCGGAUCCAAGACAACUCUCUCCUGAAAGACAGCAAGACCCUGACGUUGCAGUCGAGUUGGUGCAUGGAAGAUAAUUGUCUGCUACUGAACCAUCCUUCCAAACACAAGUCUGAGCCACUGUCGCCGUGGUCGCCAUCGACACUUUCCAUAGCAUCAGCUGCGUGAGGAGGUAUCUAUAAAACAUUUCGAAAUAUACACAACCUCGUCAGAUGGCUGC
Molecule: messenger RNA, 750 nt
Organism: Mollisia scopiformis
Lineage: Eukaryota; Fungi; Ascomycota; Leotiomycetes; Helotiales; Mollisiaceae
Exons: 1
Coding region: 186-698 (170 amino acids)
Source: RefSeq, a predicted model, not a curated record